Euleptes europaea (tarantolino) is the source of this 1283-nucleotide messenger RNA. RefSeq names its product GNAS complex locus (gene GNAS). Gene Ontology annotation, molecular function: GTPase activity; D1 dopamine receptor binding; GTP binding. The record is from RefSeq and is a predicted model, not a curated record. The coding region runs from base 1 to 1251 and encodes 416 amino acids. Gene Ontology annotation, cellular component: heterotrimeric G-protein complex. The transcript has 12 exons. NCBI's taxonomy places the organism in Eukaryota, Metazoa, Chordata, Lepidosauria, Squamata, Sphaerodactylidae. Gene Ontology annotation, biological process: sensory perception of chemical stimulus; adenylate cyclase-activating dopamine receptor signaling pathway.
AUGGGGAUGUGUUCCAGCCUCCGGCCCCGGCUGCUGGGGGAAGCCCACCCGGCCGUCCCUCCCCGCGCGCCGGGGGACGCGGACGCCCCGGAGCGCGGCGGCGGCGUCGGGGACCCGUCGGGGCGCCCGGCCACCAAGGACGAGCUGCGCGCCAAGCUGAAAGCCGACCGGCAGCGGAGCAAGAGCAUCGACAAGUGCCUGCGGGCCGAGAAGCGCGAGUACAAGCAGACCCACCGCCUGCUGCUGCUGGGUGCUGGGGAAUCUGGUAAAAGCACAAUUGUCAAGCAGAUGCGGAUCUUGCAUGUGAACGGAUUUAAUGCAGAGGAGAAAAAAAUGAAAAUUCAGGAUAUUAAAAACAAUAUUAAAGAAGCUAUAGAGACAAUAGUGACAGCAAUGGGAAACCUGGCACCACCAGUCGAGCUAGCCAAUCCAGAGAACCAGUUUCGAAUCGACUAUAUAUUAAACUUAGCAAACCAGAUAGAUUUUGACUUCCCACCAGACUUCUAUGAACAUACAAAAACACUUUGGCAAGAUGAAGGUGUGAAAGCCUGCUACGAAAGAUCCAACGAGUAUCAGUUGAUCGACUGUGCGCAGUACUUUCUAGACAAAAUCGACAUAGUCAAGCAAAAUGAAUACACACCAUCUGACCAGGACCUUCUUAGAUGCAGAGUUCUGACAUCAGGAAUCUUUGAAACCAAGUUUCAGGUGGACAAAGUAAACUUUCAUAUGUUCGAUGUUGGUGGGCAGCGAGAUGAACGCCGAAAAUGGAUCCAGUGUUUUAACGAUGUGACCGCUAUCAUAUUUGUGGUGGCUAGCAGUAGCUACAACAUGGUUAUACGAGAAGACAAUCAGACCAACCGGCUUCAAGAAGCAUUAAACCUUUUCAAGAGUAUCUGGAACAACAGGUGGCUACGGACCAUUUCAGUAAUCCUUUUCCUGAACAAACAGGAUUUGUUAGCAGAGAAAGUUUUGGCAGGGAAAUCUAAAAUUGAAGACUACUUUCCAGAAUUUGCUCGUUACACCACACCAGAUGAUGCAACACCAGAACCUGGUGAGGAUCCUAGAGUUACAAGGGCCAAGUAUUUUAUUAGAGAUGAAUUUCUUAGAAUCAGUACAGCAAGUGGAGACGGAAGGCAUUAUUGCUAUCCUCAUUUCACGUGCGCAGUGGAUACUGAAAACAUUCGGAGGGUUUUCAAUGACUGUCGGGACAUUAUUCAACGGAUGCACCUUCGCCAGUAUGAGUUAUUGUGAUGGAGAGCACUUUUUCUCUUGUUAUUUUUUUU